This is a messenger RNA of Tricharina praecox, 1003 nucleotides long. RefSeq lists its product as uncharacterized. The coding region runs from base 139 to 816 and encodes 225 amino acids. The record is from RefSeq and is a predicted model, not a curated record. NCBI's taxonomy places the organism in Eukaryota, Fungi, Ascomycota, Pezizomycetes, Pezizales, Pyronemataceae. The transcript has a single exon.
GCAUCAUGGUUAGUUAGGCGCAGGUGAUGGUCUACCUACAUACAUAGACACGGGCACCUACCUGGCUGGCUGGCUGGCUGGUUAAUAUAUCGAGAGCGCGCGAGUGGGCAGAUACCGUACCUACCCCAGAAAAUCUGGAUGGGUGCGUAUCUAGGUGGGUGCGUGGGUGCAAGGUGGGUGUGCUGCCCCUGGCAUGAGGGCGAACGAGGGGUAGGAUGGGAUGGGAUGGGAUGUGAGGAGUGGGCGGGGUUUUUUUACUUUCUUUCUCGACUGCUGUCGGCAGAGAUGGAUGCGAAGGACGGAUGGUUGUGCGAUUGUGAGUGGAGUGAGAGUUUCGAUGCCAUUGUGAGCGAGACCAAGUGGGGCGAAUGGCGGCGGCGACAAUGGACGAGGGAGCAAGGCGAGAUCCGUCGAUUGGCAUUAUUUCGAUGGCAUCGUUUUGGCUUUGUUGAGGGCCGGGGCUUCGUCUUCGUAUUAUCCUCCCCUUCCGUCGUCGGCGACUCGUCGUGGCUGCUUGCGAUUGUCCGGUGGCUCGCCUCACUCCCGCUCCGACUCGUGCCUCUCUCUCGGUCUCACGUUCUGCCCCACCCCCCGGAGACUAUCAACCGAGUGAACAUCAAGCAUCAUGGUUUGGACUUGUCCGUGUUCGGUUUCGCCAUGGUUAACUUAGCACUUGGUGCUCUUCCAGCAAGGUGGUUGCAGCAUCGUCAUCGCUGGUGCCAACUUUGUGUGCAGGUAGAGUGGAGUUGUCGUGCGGCGAGGACAGGGAGCUGGGGGCCAAGGCAGGCACGCAGGAAGGCAAGGGUAAGAGGGUAAGCAAGAUUGAGGUGGAUAAAGUUAGUCGAGAGUUGGGGAGCGGAGAGUGUAGAGCAGAGCAGAGGGAGUAAGAGGGUGAGAGAAACAGAAGGGGGAGUGGAGGGGGAGAGAGAGGGGGAGGGAGAAAGGGGAGGGAAACAGAGGGAGACAGUGGAAGACAGAGAGAGACAGACAGAAACAGACAGAG